Messenger RNA from Zonotrichia leucophrys gambelii, 3376 nucleotides. RefSeq names its product ADAM metallopeptidase domain 12 (gene ADAM12). NCBI's taxonomy places the organism in Eukaryota, Metazoa, Chordata, Aves, Passeriformes, Passerellidae. Gene Ontology annotation, biological process: proteolysis. The record is from RefSeq and is a predicted model, not a curated record. Gene Ontology annotation, molecular function: metalloendopeptidase activity. The coding region runs from base 80 to 2863 and encodes 927 amino acids. The transcript is spliced from 23 exons.
UCCUCUCGGUAACUGUAUAUUAUGGGGCUGCUCUCCAGCCCCAGCUGAUGAAAGUUUGUCUCCCUCAGUCUGGGCUGCGAUGUCAAAGCGCCUCCAGGCAGCGCAGCCGCGCUCCCCCCGUGCGCUGCCCCGGGCCCGGCUCCCCGCGCUGCUGCCGCUGCUGCUGCUGCUGCUGCUGGGCCCGGGCCGCCCGCUCUCCGCAUCGCCCCGCGGUGACAAUGUGGGCAGCAAAGAGGAGUCCCCAAGGAUGCAGGUGUCCAAGGACAACUCCAAAGAUUAUGAGAUAACAAUUCCCUUCCUUCUGAAUGGAGAGCAGUGGAGACCAGUGCAUGGCAUUUAUUCAAAGAACCACCCAGCACUGCUGCAGUUUGUAAUUCAAGCUGAAAAUAAACGUCUGGUCAUCGAUCUGGAGAGGAAUGAGGGCCUGCUGGCCAGAGGCUUCACAGAGACCCAUUACCUGCAGGAUGGCACUGACGUGGUUCUCACACGCAAUCGCACGGGCCACUGCUUCUACCACGGCCACGUCCAGGGCUUCCCCGGCUCCUCCGUCAGCCUCAGCACCUGCUCAGGACUCAGGGGAAUCAUUGCAUUUGGAAACAGCAGCUACAUUCUGGAGCCAUUGGAAGGUGCUACAAGCGAACACAAGAUCUACCGAGCGGAGAAGCUGAGAGCAGCCCCGGGGUCCUGUGGCCACCAGCUGGACAUCCCUGCCACGGGGGCUGCUGCCAGUGCCACGCCACAGCAUCCUCCAGCUGCCAGGUACAAGAGGGAGACUCUGAAGACAACGAAGUACGUGGAGCUUGUUAUUGUGGCAGAUAAUCGUGAGUUUCAGAGACAAGGCAAAGAUGUGGAAAAAAUUAAGCAGAGGCUGAUAGAAAUUGCAAACUACGUUGAUAAGUUCUACAGGCCCCUGAACAUCCGAGUGGCCCUGGUGGGAGUGGAGGUGUGGAAUGACAUGGACAAGUGCUCCAUCUCCCAGGACCCCUUCACCAGCCUGCACGAGUUCCUGGACUGGAGGAAGCUCAAGCUCCUACCUCGGAAAGCCCACGACAAUGCCCAGCUCAUCAGCGGCGUGUACUUCCAGGGCACUACCAUUGGCAUGGCUCCCAUCAUGAGCAUGUGCACCGCAGAGCAGUCUGGAGGGGUCGUCAUGGAUCACUCAGAAAACCCUCUGGGUGCAGCAGUGACGCUGGCUCACGAGCUGGGGCACAACUUUGGGAUGAAUCACGACACCCUGGAGAGGGGCUGCAGCUGCAGAGCUUCCACUGACAAAGGGGGCUGCAUCAUGAACCCCUCCACUGGCUAUCCAUUCCCCAUGGUCUUCAGCAGCUGCAGCAGGAAGGACCUGGAAAACAGCCUGGAGAAAGGAGUGGGGAUGUGCCUGUUUAACCUGCCUGAGGUGAAGGAGUCCUUUGGUGGCCAGAAGUGUGGGAAUGGCUACGUGGAGGAUGGCGAGGAGUGUGACUGUGGGGAGCCCGAGGAAUGCACAAACCCGUGCUGCAAUGCCACCACCUGUGCCUUGAACCCAGGAGCAGUGUGUGCACAUGGGCUCUGCUGCGAGGACUGCCAGCUCAAACCAGCGGGGAUUUCUUGCAGAGAGUCGAGCAAUUCCUGUGAUCUGCCCGAGUUCUGCACGGGGGCCAGCGCGCAGUGCCCGGCCAACGUGUACCUGCACGACGGGCACGCGUGCCACGGGGUGGAUGGCUACUGCUACAAUGGCAUCUGCCAGACCCACGAGCAGCAGUGCAUCACCCUCUGGGGCCCAGGUGCAAAACCCGCUCCUGGGAUCUGCUUUGAGAGAGUCAAUUCUGCCGGAGACCCUUACGGCAACUGCGGGAAGGACUCCAAGAGCUCCUUUGCCAAAUGUGAACCCAGGGAUGCGAAGUGUGGAAAAAUCCAGUGUCAAGGAGGAGCCAACCGACCCGUCAUCGGUACCAACGCAGUUUCCAUAGAAACCAACAUCCCGCUGCAGGAGGGGGGCAAGAUCCUGUGCCGUGGCACCCACGUGUACCUGGGGGAUGAUAUGCCUGACCCUGGGCUGGUGCUGGCAGGAACCAAGUGUGGAGAUGGAAAAAUUUGCCUGAACCGGCGGUGCCAGAACACCAGUGUUUUUGGGGUCCAUAAAUGUGCCACCAAGUGCCAUGGACGGGGGGUCUGCAACAACAAAAAGAACUGUCACUGUGAGGCGGACUGGGCCCCCCCCUUCUGUGACAAGCCAGGCUUUGGUGGCAGCGUGGACAGUGGGCCCAUCAGACAGGCAGACAAUAAGAGUUUGACCAUAGGAGUGUUGAUAACCAUCCUGUGCCUUAUCUUUGCUGGAUCAAUCAUGUACCUCAAAAGGAAGACUUUCAUGAGGUGGUUGUUUACAAGCAAGAAGACAACAAUAGAGAAAUUAAGGUCUGUGAGUCCAGCAAGACCUUCCAGUUCAUCUGAGCCAAAUCAUGUUCAUACCAUAUGUGUUAGUAAAAGCCUCAUUGUGAAGCCACAAAAUACAGCCAUACAAAAAAGGGACGGCCCCCGGCGGCCGCUGCCGUACCAGAUCAUCGACAUCAGCGACCCUGUGAAGACACACCAGGUGCCACCAUUGAAAACACCCCAGAGGGUGCUGCCACCCCUUCCCCAGCUGCCAGGCCACCAAGCUGGGCCUGAGAGACCCCUGCCAGCCAACCCUUCACUGAGGUUCUCCCAGGAGCCCCCCAAGCCCAGCGCCCCUCGGAAGCCUCUCCCCGCGGACCCGCUGGGCCGCGCGCGCCAGGGCCCGGCCGGACGGCCCCGGGCUGUGCCCCACGCCAGCCCUGCCAGACCUGCUCCCAAACAUCCACCACAGGUAUCCAGGUCCAGCAACACUAUGGAUGUGAAAUGAGGAGAAAACCUGACACCUUUAUUUUAAAAAGUGAAGACAGAAGUUUGCACUAUCUUCAACUCCAGCUGGAGUUCAUUUCUAUGACAAUACUUAGAAUUUUUAAUGUUUAAAACAGCAUUAUUUUUAAGAAUUCUGAGCUACUGCCUUUGGUGCUGUGCUGUGCUAUGGUGCUCUGUAUACUUGCUCAGGUACUUGUAAAUUAUUAAUUUAUGUUGAAUAUUUAUUACAGUGCAGUGCACUGUAGUAGAUAUUUUUACCAUAGCUGAGUUUUCCUAAAAAGGAAACCUUUUUUUUUUGUAAUAUUUCACUGAACUUGAAUCAUUCUGCUCUGUUGGUCCUAUGUAGGUUUCUUAGUUUUGUUCUUUAAGGGGUGCUGAUGCAGAUCAAUGAAAUGUGUAAACAGCUCCAUCUCAAUGGUCCUUACCCAACUUCUGAGUAAAUAUGGCAGGGGGAAAAGACAAAAUCUCUCCUGGAACUGAGUGAAAAGACAAAAUCUCUCCUGGAACUGGGUGA